AUGCAUCUUGCCAUAUGGAAUAUUAGAGGAUUCAAUAAGUCCUCUAAGCAUGUGACUGUUAAACAAUUCAUUCAUGAAUAUAAGCUUUCUUUGUUAGCACUCUUGGAAACAAAAGUGGAUGAAGUUAAAUUGCAGAAGAUUGCCAAUAAAAUUGUAAGAAAUUGGAAAUGGACUUCAAAUGUUGGGACUACAAAUAAUGCUAGAAUAUGGAUUUUAUGGGAUGAAGAUAUCCUUUCAGUUCAGUGUAUUGAAAAACCUGAACAAUAUAUGACUUGUGAUAUGAAAUCUAAAGAAGGGAAAUUAUCUUGUCUUGUCACAAUAGUCUAUGCCCUUAAUCAAAUGGAGGGGAGGAAAAAUCUUUGGGAAAAACUUUUGAUAUUUAAAAGGAGAGUUAAUUGUCCCUGGCUGUUACUGUAUAUCAAAACAAUUGGAUGUUAUUUCUCAUGGUGUAACAAACAAGAAGCGUAUGCAAGAGUAUGUAGCAAAAUUGAUAAGGUGCUGGUUAAUGAGGACUGGAUUCACCAAUAUACAACUAGCCAGGUUGAAUUUCUAAUGCCUCUGUGCUCUGAUCAUUCCCCAGACUUAGUAACUAUUGGUGAGGAUAAUUUUGAUGGCAAAAAGCCCUUCAAAUUCUUUAGUAUGUGGGCUAAACAUCCUGACUAUCUGCAAUUGGCAUUUAUGCACAUCAGUGAACAGGUUUCAAGUGCCAAAUCUGAACUAUUGGAUGUUCAAAUGCAGCUGAAUUCUGAUCUUUUCAAUCCAGCACUGAUAUCAAAAGAAAAAGAGUGUGUCAGGAAAUAUACCAAACUAUUAGAAUGUGAAAAUUCCUUUUAUAGGCAAAAAUUCGAUAUCAGUUGGGGGCUUCAUGGAGAUAAGUGGACUCAAUUUUUUCACUCUGCCAUGAAAACCAAGAGACAUCAAAACAUUAUUUUAUCUAUCUAUUCAAAGAAUGAUGCUAGAAUCACUGAGAUGCCUCAAAAAAUUUCAGAAUUCAUUGGCUACUACAAGAAGCCGCUUGGGAUUGGGAAAUUCACUGCUACACCUAAUCCAAAUAUGAUCUCAAAUGGUCCUGUUCUAACCUCUAGCCAGUGCUCUGAACUGAGUGCUCUUGUCACAAGAGAGGAAAUCAGGUUAGCCCUAUUCUCAAUGUCAGAUAUUAGAGCUCCUGGUCCUGAUGGCUUUAAUGCCUCUUUCUUCAAGUCUACAUGGGAUAUUAUCAAAGAGGACUUGUUCCUUGCUGUUGAAGAGUUUUUCUCAUCUGGCGAACUUCUUGGUUCCUUAAACUCUACUUCAAUUACACUGUGUGCUUUUAUUAAGGGGAGGUUUAUCCUUAGUAAUUUCUUAUUAGCUCAUGAGCUCAUUAAAAGCUAUGGUAGAAAGCACAUUUCCCCUAGAGCCAUGCUAAAUGUUGACUUGAGAAAAGUCUUUGACACCAUAAGCUGGAAUUUCUUAAAAGAUAUGCUAACUGGUCUGGGCUUUCCGAACAUUGUGAUUUGCUGGAUUAUGGAGUCCAUAACAUCCUCUAAGUUCUCACUAUCUCUUAAUGGUUCACUACAUGGUUAUUUUCAUGGAGCUAGGAGAUUAAGGCAAGGAGACCCCUUAUCCCCUUACCUAUUUGUCUUUGGUAUGGAAUAUCUUUCAAGGAAAUUGAGCUCUCUGCAGGAUGACAGGAACUACAAGUAUCAUCCUAAAUGUUUCAGGCUAAAAAUCACACAUUUGACCUUUGCGGAUGAUUUACUUCUUUUUAGUAAAGCUGACAUGAAUUCUAUCACUAGAUUGUACUCAUGUUUUCAGGAGUUCUGUCAGGUCUCUGGGUUGGAAGCUAAUGCUAGCAAAUGCUCAGUGUAUUUGAGUGGAAUUGAUGAAAGCUUGAAAAACUAG
Messenger RNA from Asparagus officinalis (garden asparagus), 1881 nucleotides. RefSeq lists its product as uncharacterized. The transcript is spliced from 4 exons. Bases 1 to 1881 code for a protein of 626 amino acids. NCBI's taxonomy places the organism in Eukaryota, Viridiplantae, Streptophyta, Magnoliopsida, Asparagales, Asparagaceae. The record is from RefSeq and is a predicted model, not a curated record.